Molecule: messenger RNA, 3710 nt
Organism: Schistocerca gregaria
Lineage: Eukaryota; Metazoa; Arthropoda; Insecta; Orthoptera; Acrididae
Exons: 4
Coding region: 40-1932 (630 amino acids)
Biological process (GO): ribosomal small subunit biogenesis; ribosomal small subunit export from nucleus
Cellular component (GO): nucleus; cytosol; preribosome, small subunit precursor
Source: RefSeq, a predicted model, not a curated record
GUUCCCUCGCCGUGAAUCCGCCACCUACCCUAGAUUCAAAUGCCAAAGGGCAAAAAAUGGAUAGAUCCUAAAUACUGCGUGAGGUACGAACUGGUAGACGUGCCCAUCGGGGAACUCAGCUCGGCGGAUGGUGCGCCCAAAAAAGCGUUGAAGCUUGUCAGAGAUCAGAGGCCCAAAAGCUGGAAAAAAAAGAGUUCGUUGAAUGUGGGCGCGUUGCUUGGUCCAGACGAGGUCGCCGAGGCCACGUUGAGUCUCGAGGAGUCUCUAGCUCGCACCUUUUUGGAAGACCGGACGUGCAUCGGCGAGGAUGACUACGACUAUGAACAGCACCUGAUUGAGGGCGGAAAGGACCCGAACGCGAUAUUCCUGUCGAGAGACGGAGUCGUUUCGCGAGUUGGCGAUCUCAUGAAGGGCGUGAUUGGGAGCGAGUCCAAUACCGUCUCUGUCGACUUGGGACGUCUCUCCGAGGUGUCAGCUAGCGGCGUCAACUUCUUAAACAACGAAUCGUGCGGAGAAGAAAUAGACCGAGAGGUGCUCGACCUGCUGGAAAGCGAUGAAGAGAACGGAGAGGUCGAAGAAGAGGUCACUAUGCUGGACGAAAACCUGUCUGUCUCCAUCCAGAAGGUCCAUGCAGGUUUGGACGAUGACUUUGUUCAACAAGCAAACCGUUCGACGAAAACCGAUUUCGACGACGAAUGUCCAGAUCUUACGACCUCAUUCAAGUCCUUCCACACUCCACAAAACGAAUCCUCCUUAGAUGACCUGGAUGACAUCGAUGACCCAACCUGGAACCCCGACUUGGCGGAGCACAACCGUCUUCAAGCAAUGACCGAAUUCCAACGACUAACUCACCAAAAAGGAUAUUCGACAGCUUCCAGCGCGACUCUCGUUCACUCCAACCGCACUCCCUCUUCUACCUGCCUACGCGCCGCGACCGCCCCCGACGCCGCUCCUACCUCCUCCCUCCCUAUCGAAAAAAAAAUCGCCCAAAACCGCUUCCUAUCGACUCUCGCCGACUACGAAAAUUCUCAAAGUUCCGAGGAAAUUUUGGGGCUGCAGGACAUUUCCGUCUACGAGCGCGAGCUGGACGACUUCCUGAGCCAGGCCACCCUGUUGGGACUGAAGCCCGAAACUCAGCAAAAAGGCCCCAGGUCCAGGAGAAUCGACAACUCGAGACCAGCGCCCCCCCCAGAUGACCGCCAUAUGCGGCAAACGCACCAAGAGGGGGGCACAAGCGUUCUCGCGAAGGAAAGCGCGAACGACGAAGAAAACAACAACAUCACCUCAGACAACUGCUUAUCUGGCGACGCCGCAAUGGACAGCAGCAGCGGUACGAUGACAGAUGACAGCAACCACACUACGGCGCCAGAUGACGACGGCCAAGGUGAUGACGCGUAUCUCACCAAUUCCUGUUGCUACGAACGCUCGUCAGACUCCGACUCUCUAAGCGAUGAUCUCCGAGUCGAUCACGGUCCUCCUCCCCACUGCGACCCAGCCAACACCGACAAUCCCCCGGACGUCGAGUACGUCGAGUGGACCGACCUCGGCGAAAAUUCAUCUCUCGCGCCCCGCCUGGUCGACGUGACCCAGUACUUGUCCCAUCGAUUCAGUCUCAGCCGCCAAGGAAUUCCGAAAUACGUCCUGGAACACGGGAGAAAAAAAAAGCGGCAGCAGCGAAAAAUCCAACUGAAACAAAUAAUGGAAUCCGUACUUGAAUUCGACUCGUCCAGCAAGGGAACGAACAUGGGCGUCGCUCGACCAAAGGGAGAGGACCCAAAUGAUCGCAAAUUGAGAAAGAAAAACUGUAAAUCAGAGCGACGCAAACGAAGAGAAGAAAAAAAAGUUUUGAAACAAUCAUACAAAUCUGAAGAAAUGAAACAGAAGAAACUCAGCCAACACCCCCAAGUCGGCGUCACCGUCCUCACACUGUAAUCGCAGGGUAUUAAAAAUCCUACUCGAACGUUGCUUUCAAAUCGGCCCCUGACGCCCAGCUAGACCCCCUAUUUUUUUUUUUCGAACACAUGCGACAAAUCACAGCAAUGGAUCACAACCUCGCUCUAUACCUAGAACAUAACUUCCAUUUCUUUGUUCUCACUAUAUUAGACCUGUCGGCCACCGCCGUCGAAAGAGAGACCUUUUUGCAAAGGGCAGACCUUGAGUGGCAUGCUCGGUCCCUCUCUUUUUGAAGUCGCGCAUAACCAGUAUAAAAAAUUGUUACACCUACUAUCGUUCAAUACUAACCAAAAGAAUGUCCACUAAGCACGUCCAAACACAUCCUCUGCUACAUGUUCUCGUGCGCACGCACUACUCGUACCUCUCUCUCUCUCUUCAGACCAAUCGUCGUCACAAGAAGCAUGUUUGUUGUGUAAUGUGGCUCUCGUAAUCUGGCCCAAUACUGGCUGGCGUCGUGGGGGCCAAAACAAUAACUUUGCUAUCGUUACAGGUGUUCCAACUCACCAUACACACUUUCGGAAGUCUAGUUUUCAUUCUUCUCGCGGCUCAUGUCGAAGUGAUUUCUCGUAUAGCUCUUUGUCAGAUGGAAACUCCAUGCUAAAUUCGUCUUCCAGCAGCGAUAUGACGUGAGGGUCAUACUCUAUCUUAUAGUCUUCCAUUUGGUAAAGUACAAUAUCGUCAAUGACUCUGGCAAGCAGCUUCAUUUUCGUAAAAUUUACAAAGGGUUUGCCGUUGUGGUCUAUUAUCUCAGGAUUUCCGUCUUCAAUAAAGGUCAGAUCCCCUAGGUAGAUACCAAUGUAGGGCAUUAUAGGCAUCGCUCCCGUUUUCAUCAGUUGACGUAGCUUCUUGAAGCUGCCUUCGGAAUUGAUCGUCUGCUUGAACGAUUCCAGCAUUUUUAUGCUCGAGGGUUCGACAGCCGACCAGGUCUUCUUCAAACGCGCGAUAGGUGCGGACUCGCACGCCGCGAUCACGGCAGUCAGCGAGUGGUAGUUACGUAGCUCGUGCAAAUGGAACCCCAACUUGAUAACCCAAUUAAGCGCCACAGCGCGUUGAUCCACGGACGGAAUGGAAAUGACAAGGUUGGUCACCCAAACCGACAAGAUGUUAAACAGAUCAAUGCAACGAAGUAUGUGUAAAGCGUGAUAUCUCCCAUUCUCGCGUGCCCACGCCUGAUUGAUGCAUUCGCUGGGAGUGAUACAUUUGUACACGCUGUGGUUAACUAGAGUGAGUUGUUCAGCAAAAGAUUUUGGAGAUAUCGCCGUCACCAAGUCCUCCAAGUACGACAUGAUAUGCGGCUUCUUGUCGACGAUCGUCGCCUUCUUGCUCGACGAGGAGCCAAGUGACAGGCGCGAUUUCAGAGGUGCACUGUUUGAACCACUCCUGGGAUGCCUUUGUUUCUUCGACAACGGAACAUCUUGUUUCUCGAGCGGCUGCGACAGGGUUCCGCCAAGGGUCUGCGUCUUGGUCGCAGAAGAAUAGGUCGCUGCCAUGCUAUUUCUUGUUUUGAUGUCCAAUUCUCGAUUCUGUCCCGCACCGCCCAUUCUAUUGUAAGACGCCAACGGCGCCAAUUGUACGUCCUUACCCACGGAACGCUGGCCGGCCUCCGCACUCUGUCGAAGCACGCGGCUUGUAAUAGAGUGGCUGUGUUCGUUCGUCACACCUCUCUUGCCAAACGCCUUCAAUACUUCAAAAACUGCAUCUGAUUCCUUCCUGUAAGAUUUGUCUUGCUUCCAGGCACUGAACCUCUGGUCAAUCUU